AUGUCAGCCGCUUACAAUGUUCUUAUUGUGCCCACCACCAGAAUCGCCGCCUUUUCUGGUGAUCUGUCCUCGCUGACUGCACCACCAUUCAUCCUGUCACCGAUUUCUCUCACUGAGUUCCCCGCGUACUGGUGUGAGCGACCAGAGCUAUUCUCUGCCAUAACGGAGGCAAAAAGUGAUGAGGACAGGUCGAUUCGGGUGCUACGUUGGUUUAUCAGCACCUUGAAGGGACAGUAUACAUCGCGUAACGAGAAGCUUGGCUCAGAGAAGAAGCCGUUGAAUCCCGUUCUUGGAGAACUCUUCUACGGAUACUGGCCCGAUCUUCAAGGAAGAGGCCAAACAGAUCUUGUAGUUGAACAAGUAUCUCAUCAUCCGCCCAUCACCGCAUAUUACAUAUCGAACAAGGCCAAGGGGAUCGCGUUACAAGGACACAAUGCACAGAAGACUAGCUUCAGCGGUGGGAGCAUCAUCGUAAAGCAGAUUGGACAUGCGGUCUUGACUGUGGACUUGCCCGAGGGCGGGAAAGAAGAGUUCUUGAUCACACUCCCACGGCUACGCAUCGAUGGGCUAUGGUACGGCUCGCCGUACGUCGAGUUGAGUGAAACCAGUUAUAUCCAGAGUUCAACCGGAUGGCUGUCUACUAUUGAAUACAAAGGCAAGGGCUACUUUUCAGGCAAGUCGCACACGUUCAAGGCAUCCGUAUCCCCUCCCAGGACAACAAAUCCUGUGCAUACAUUCGAGGGUUUAUGGCACCUUACAUCGAAAGACAUCCGAACGGGACAAAUUUUCACGGACGUUACGAGCCCGAAAGAAGAGGUAACUGUGAAGAACGUCGAUGACAUGGAUGACUGGGAAAGCAGGAAGCUCUGGAAGUGGGUCGCGAGAGGUAUCCGCGAAGGCGACUUCGAAACGGCCGCCAGGGAGAAGAGCAAGAUUGAGAACGAACAACGACAAAGGCGGAGAGACGAGCAAGCUGCCGGAACGCGCUGGGAGUUGAAACAUUUUGACCACAUAGACUCUGAUCCAAGUUAUGAGCGUCUGGGCAGAUUGUUCAAGGCCAACCCGCCCACAGAGGACGCGUACAUAUACCGGCACAACCACAACCCUGGGCCAUCGCAGGCAUAG
Messenger RNA from Fibroporia radiculosa, 1125 nucleotides. RefSeq lists its product as uncharacterized. The coding region runs from base 1 to 1125 and encodes 374 amino acids. The record is from RefSeq and is a predicted model, not a curated record. Gene Ontology annotation, molecular function: oxysterol binding. Gene Ontology annotation, cellular component: cytosol; membrane; intracellular membrane-bounded organelle. The transcript has 9 exons. Gene Ontology annotation, biological process: endocytosis; maintenance of cell polarity; exocytosis. NCBI's taxonomy places the organism in Eukaryota, Fungi, Basidiomycota, Agaricomycetes, Polyporales, Fibroporiaceae.